GAGCUUUUUGUUCAGUAUUUGGCUUCAUACUCCUACAAACAUGGCAGAGGCAAGGAGAAGAAUGCUCUGACUUACAGUGACCUGUCUCAUACUGCAGAAGAGUGUGAGACCUUUCAGUUCCUCGCAGAUAUCUUGCCAAAGAAGAUCCUAGCUAGCAAGUACCUAAAAAUGCUUGAAAAAGAGAAGCGGGAUGGAGAGGUGGGGGAGGAUGACGAGGAAGAGGAUGAAGACGAAACUGUCAAUGAAGAUGUUGGAUCUUAA
Messenger RNA from Apaloderma vittatum (bar-tailed trogon), 261 nucleotides. RefSeq names its product chromatin accessibility complex 1 (gene CHRAC1). Gene Ontology annotation, molecular function: protein heterodimerization activity. NCBI's taxonomy places the organism in Eukaryota, Metazoa, Chordata, Aves, Trogoniformes, Trogonidae. The transcript is spliced from 2 exons. The record is from RefSeq and is a predicted model, not a curated record. Gene Ontology annotation, cellular component: CHRAC; nucleus. The annotation marks the transcript as partial.